Aspergillus terreus NIH2624 is the source of this 1254-nucleotide messenger RNA. Its product is annotated as cytochrome P450 51. The transcript is spliced from 5 exons. NCBI's taxonomy places the organism in Eukaryota, Fungi, Ascomycota, Eurotiomycetes, Eurotiales, Aspergillaceae. The record is from RefSeq and is a predicted model, not a curated record. The coding region runs from base 1 to 1254 and encodes 417 amino acids. Gene Ontology annotation, biological process: ergosterol biosynthetic process. Gene Ontology annotation, molecular function: heme binding; oxidoreductase activity, acting on paired donors, with incorporation or reduction of molecular oxygen; iron ion binding.
AUGGGGCUUUUCGCCGCUGCCCUCGAUAAGAUCUGCAAACAAUGCUCGACGCAGGCAAUCUAUAUGCUCAGUGGAGUGGGCGUCAUCACAACGCUUGUCCUGAGCGUCGUGAUCAACGUGUUGAUUCAGUUGUCGUUCAAGAAUCCAAAUGAACCUCCUGUCGUGUUUCACUGGUUUCCGUUAAUUGGCAGCACGAUCAGCUACGGGACCGACCCAUACAAGUUCUUUUUCGAAUGUCGCAGGAAGUUUGUCAAGUUCGGUCUGGCAUCAGACGCGCUACGUUCUUACGUUGAGUUGAUCACCAAGGAAGUCGACGAAUAUAUCACGAAUGCCAAUGCAUUCAAACAACCUCGCGGAACCAUUGAUGUCGGUAAAGUCAUUGCAGAUAUCACAAUCUAUACCGCUUCUCGAUUGCUACAAGGCAAGGAGGUCCGAGAGAAGUUCGACUCGACAUUCGCUGAGUUGUAUCACGACUUAGACAUGGGCUUCGCCCCUAUCAACUUUAUACUUCCGUGGGCUCCUCUCCCGCAUAACUGCAAGCGUGACGCCGCCCAGAAGAAAAUGGCACAGACUUAUAUGGAAAUCAUACAGAAGCGUCUCCCUGAUAUUGAGGUUGCCCAUAUAAUGAUUGCUCUGUUGAUGGCCGGUCAACACUCUUCGUCUUCCACUAUCUCUUGGAUUAUUCUUCGGCUAGCCUCACAACCCGAGAUUACCGAACAGCUGUAUCAGGAACAGAUCCGAGUUCUGGGAGCCGAUCUUCCCCCGCUUACAUAUGAGAACUUGCAAAAACUCGAACUGCAGACCAACGUCAUCAAAGAGACUCUCCGCUUGCAUGCGCCUAUCCAUUCUAUGCUCCGUACUGUCAAGUACCCUCUUCAAGUUGAAGGUACUUCCUAUGUCAUCCCUAACUCUCACAACUACUUCUCCAAGCCAUUGGAUUGGGAACCCCACCGAUGGAAUGGUGUCAACGCCACGGGGGAUGACGAGCAAGUUGACUAUGGUUAUGGUCUUGUCAGCAAAGGAGCUGGAAGCCCCUACCUGCCUUCUGGAGCUGGGCGCCAUCGUUGCAUUGGUGAGCAAUUUGCCUAUGUUCAAUUGUGUGCCAUCUGUGUGGCAUUGGUCAGAGAGCUCAAGUUCAAGAAAUUGCCAAAUGUCGAAGAUGUUCCGGCCACUAAUUACUCUUCAUUGUUCUCAAGACCCUGGGCAAAUUCUGUCGUUCAAUACGAGAGGAGAGACGCGGCGGCUAAGGAUUAA